CCCCGUUGCCAGUUUUCCGUGCUCAUAAGUAGCCGUCUUUCUCACGGCGUCCUGUUACCAGUUCCCCGACGGUCAAUAGGUUCCGAAAACCAAUAUUAUGGAUCACUACCAGCUAUCAAGCUCCUCCGAAAUCGCCAUCGAAUCUCUGCCAUCACUAGGCCUGAGACGGACAUAUCAUGAGCGCCCGUGUGGUGAAUUAUUGUAUGGCCCAGGAGUAAUCUUCUACCAUCGAGCCACUGGAGGUCAUUAUGAUCAUUAUGAUUCGCGUCCCGCAAGCUGUGAUAUUUCCAAUGCACAAUAUCCCACGCCAGGCACAUCUCCCAACACCAGCGGCUGGCACUUCGACGCCUAUUCACCGGAGGCCGGUGCCGAUUAUUCUAGCAUAUCACCUCUCUCCUACGGCUACCAGUCGACCGACGCCUGCUAUACACCUCCACAAAGUCCCCGGCCCCGAAAACGGGGUCCUUUCCAGUGCGAACGGUGCGAGCGUACCUUUAGCACAUCCACAAACUUUACCCGGCACAACUCGUCCUCCAAUUGUGCCAUAAAGGGAGGCCUCGGAAAGGAUGGAAUGUCCUUCCCGUGUACCGAAUGCGGGAAAGCCUACAACCGAAAUGAUAACUUGAAAAAGCACAUCAAGGAGAAACAUCCGUCGUUAGAGAAGCCCUUACAGGGUUGACUGGGUUGCGUUAUGUUAUUUCGUUCUGCGUUAGGCCGUUCAGGGGGAAUUGGGCUGGGCUGGGCUGGGGUGUAAAUAUGAACUGUACGUGUACUUACUUAUUUGGUGUUUUGGAUAAAAUAUGUUUUGGUUGGAUUGUGGUACUAUUGUAAGAUGAUUGUGACGCCCGG
Messenger RNA from Tricharina praecox, 849 nucleotides. RefSeq lists its product as uncharacterized. Lineage: Eukaryota; Fungi; Ascomycota; Pezizomycetes; Pezizales; Pyronemataceae. Gene Ontology annotation, biological process: regulation of transcription by RNA polymerase II. The record is from RefSeq and is a predicted model, not a curated record. The transcript has 3 exons. Gene Ontology annotation, cellular component: nucleus. Gene Ontology annotation, molecular function: DNA-binding transcription factor activity, RNA polymerase II-specific; sequence-specific DNA binding. The coding region runs from base 98 to 679 and encodes 193 amino acids.